Molecule: messenger RNA, 2077 nt
Organism: Gadus morhua (Atlantic cod)
Lineage: Eukaryota; Metazoa; Chordata; Actinopteri; Gadiformes; Gadidae
Gene: ccn1
Product: cellular communication network factor 1
Exons: 5
Coding region: 264-1382 (372 amino acids)
Biological process (GO): cell adhesion; positive regulation of cell differentiation; signal transduction
Cellular component (GO): extracellular region
Molecular function (GO): integrin binding; heparin binding
Source: RefSeq, a predicted model, not a curated record
UGCAUAGUUUUGGAACAGUUCAGCAGGCAGCCAAGAACGACGUCAGCUCACUACGGUAUAUAAGUCCGGAGGUGCCCGGACCCCAGUAGACUGCAAUUGCUACGGGAGCUUGAAGUCCUAACUAAGAAGCCUCUUUAUACCACAUACUUCAAAACAAAUCACAAUCUACGGCACUAACAUCGACGACUGCUUGGAACACUUUUUCCUAGGAAGAAAGAUUGACUUUCGGACGUUGUUAUCUGAUUUAAGAUUUAAGAUUCAAGAUGCUGAUGCUUACCGUCAUCGUUAUCUUCGUGGGGACUUUUGACUUGGUCCUCUCUACUUCUUGCCCCUCCGUGUGUGAGCGCCAGCAGGACAUCCCCAAGUGCGCGCCUGGAGUUAGUCUAGCGCUUGAUGGCUGCGGCUGCUUUAAAGUGUGUGCAAGGCAGCUGAAUGAAGACUGUAGCCUGACCCAACCUUGUGAUCCCACCAAAGGACUGGAGUGCAACUUUGGGGCCAGUUUUGCUGCUAUUAGCCGUGGAAUCUGCCGAGCUAAGUCGGAUGGCAGGCCAUGUGAGUACAACAGCAGGAUCUACCAGAACGGCGAGAGCUUCCAGCCCAACUGUAAACACCAGUGCACGUGCAUCGACGGGGCUGUGGGCUGCGUCCCGCUGUGCCAUCAGGAGCUCUCCCUUCCCAACCUUGGCUGUGCCAAUCCCAGACUGGUGAAGGUGAAAGGCCAGUGCUGUGAGGAGUGGGUGUGUGAAGACGGCAAGGAGACAGACAUCCUUGAGAAGCUCUUUGCCAAAGACACGCCGACGGAUGAGUCAGAGAGAGAACUCAUCAACAGGAACGAGCUCAUUGAAAUUGUCAAGGGCGGCCUUAAAUCCCUACCAGCAUUUAGAUUGCAGCCUGAGGGCGAAAUGUUUGACAACCAGAAGUGCAUCGUCCAAACCACUGCCUGGUCCCAGUGCUCCAAGACUUGUGGGACUGGCAUCUCCACCAGAGUCACCAACAACAACAGUGACUGCAGGCUGGCCAAAGAGUCAAGGAUCUGUGAUGUGCGACCAUGCACCCAGUCCACUAACUCCAGUCUUAAGAAAGGAAAGAAGUGCAGUAGAACCAAGAAGUCCAGCCAGCCGGUCAAGUUCACCUAUGCCGGCUGCUCCAGUCUAAAGAAGUACAGGCCCAAGUACUGCGGUGGUUGCGUGGACGGCCGCUGCUGCAGCCCACACAACACCCGGACCAUCCGUGUCAAAUUCCGCUGUGAUGACGGCGAGACCUUCAACAAGAACAUCAUGAUGAUCGAGUCAUGCAAGUGCACCUACAACUGCCCCCACGCCAGCGAAGCCUCCUACCCCUUCUACCGCCUCUCCAACGACAUCCACAAGUUCAGAGACUAAAUCCCAUAGGCUAAGGAAGUCCAAAUGCGCUGUAGGCCGUUGGGUGAAUGGGCAGCCAUUUGCAUUCUAUUCAAAUAUUGGGGUGGUUAAAAAAACCGAACAAUUACAAACUUCUUGUUGUAACAAGAUUCCCAAGGAAUUGUGUGCUUACAUCAUGAGGACUUAAUGAAGUGCACUGUUUGCUGUGACUACAUCAGCAUACUUAACUUAUAAACCGCUUCAUAUUACUGGAGCAUCCUUUAGUAGCUUCGUUAAGAAGCAACGUGUAAUUUAAAUUUGCAAAUCGAUGUAAGUUGUUGAUAUCAAUGUGCUAUGUAUAUUUUGACCUUUAACUUCAGAGGGUAGACCUGUGUGUGCAUAUAGGACCUAUGCACUUAAGAAACUGAAAAGUAUACUAUAAUGUAACUCAAGAACAAGAUACCAGAAGAAACCAACCAUAUGCCAACCACAAGUGUGUGGUGGCAUUCCUUCCUGACGUGGGCAGUAGUGUUCUUGUUUUGUGGCAGCUAUUGAACUCUCUUUAUUAGAAAAAGAGAAGCAAAACAUGUCAAAACAAUGAAUGUUUUAUUUUGUUAAUGUCAUCAAUAUUAUUUAUCAAAAAUGUAGCUAAUGAAUAACAUGUGUUGUACUGGAAUAAAUAGUGAAAUUAUUAUAUUUGAUAUGUUAUGAAAUAAAACUGACUUAUUUAUGAAAUA